Messenger RNA from Nematostella vectensis (starlet sea anemone), 1957 nucleotides. RefSeq names its product fibrillin-1. The transcript has 5 exons. The coding region runs from base 167 to 1189 and encodes 340 amino acids. NCBI's taxonomy places the organism in Eukaryota, Metazoa, Cnidaria, Anthozoa, Actiniaria, Edwardsiidae. Gene Ontology annotation, molecular function: calcium ion binding. The record is from RefSeq and is a predicted model, not a curated record.
GAACAUCAUGAUUGGCUUACAAUUUCAAAACAUUAGAUGGUUCGUUUCUCGUCGAUAAGCAACCUGGUUCUAUUUGCUUUCAAAAUAGUCUUCGCGAGAAAGGAGAGAGAACGCCAAUUCCAAUAGUAAAGAGUCCACAACAGCACAGGGUAUAACAAGAGACAAAAUGAUGUUACCGACGAUGAAGAUUAAAGACAUGAAAAAACUGCGCGUUACUGCAGUGGUCAGUGUUGUUAUCGUGACCGUUCUGUUCAUAGCAGCGAUUCCAUGGCGAAAAGUCCAUGACCCAUAUUCUAACCGGUUUAGCGGACACGGAAAAAAUUGCACCGAUGCUAAUGACGAAUGUGUAACAGGGAACCACACAUGUGACAAGAACGCCAGAUGCAAUAACACCAUUGGAUCGUACCAUUGCACAUGCAAUCCUGGGUUCAGUGGAGAUGGAAGAAAUUGUACCGACAUUGAUGAAUGUGUAACAGGGAACCACACAUGUGACAAGAAUGCGAGAUGCAACAACACCAUUGGAUCGUACCAUUGCACAUGCAAUCCUGGGUUCAGUGGAGAUGGAAGAAAUUGUACCGACAUUGACGAAUGUGUAACAGGGAACCACGCAUGUGACAAGAACGCGAGAUGCAGAAAUAACAUUGGCUCACACCAUUGCACAUGCAAGUCUGGCUUUUAUGGCAACGGCGCUUCUUGUGAUGAUAUUGAUGAGUGCCGAGAUGCAAGCCAUAAAUGCAGUCCCCAUGCGAUAUGUUAUAACACACUUGGGUCGUUUGUAUGUUCGUGCAAAGAUGGAUUUCGUGGUAACGGCGCUUAUUGUCAUGAUAUUAAUGAGUGCCGAGAUGCAAGCCAUAAAUGCAGUCCAUAUGCGAUAUGUCAUAACACACUUGGGUCGUUUGUAUGUUCCUGCAAAGAUGGAUUUCGUGGUAACGGCGCUCAUUGUCGUGAUAUUGAUGAGUGUAGAGAUGCAAGCCACAAAUGCAGUCUCCAUGCAACAUGUUAUAACACACUUGGGUCGUUUAGAUGCUCCUGUAAGGUUGGUUUCCACGGUGAUGGCAAAACUUGCCAUAGCAAUGUGGCAAAACUAGAACAUGGGUUUCAAGUCGAUUCGCCACCGACCCCUAAACAUUGGUGGCAUCACAUUGGUGAGAAGAUUAAAAGCUUUUUCAAGUGGCUAUUUGGAAACUAGUUAUGGAGGACCAAUGUUGCCUGUCCCUCCCCUCCCAUGGUUUUUAUGCUUGGGGCCAUAGUGGCAUUGAGGGCUUGGUCAAUCUAGCGUAGUCCAGCACAGCGAAUAGGGAGCGACAAUUAUUUAUAUCAGGGGAAGGGUAGCCCCUAACCCCCCCCCCCCCCCCCCCCCCCCGGGCCACUUCCUCAAUUUUAAAGCCGCAGUUUCACAAGUUUACUUCCGGUCGAUUACGUCACAAUCUCCGAUAAUUUUUAACGGCAAACGCGAAAAAUAUGUCAAAAUAUUGAAAGCGGAUGUGAUCGAUAAUUUAGAGCGGAUGGCCUGUUAAAUAUCUCGGAUUCUUUCCUACGGACCUCCGGAAGUAAACUGGUGACAAUGCGCCUUUAAAAUGGUCCUGAAUAUCAUUAUUUUGUAUGUAGUACGUUUAGUAGUUUAGUUUAGUAUUUUUUUUACUCUUUUCUUUAGAUUUGUUGAAGUCAUUACGAAAGGUAAAUAAUGUAAAUACGCAAACCAUUAUUUAAGUUUUUCAGUUGCGGGAAAAACAGGUUCGUUUCUGCAUAGCAUAAACAAAUUAAGGCUUCAAUCACUUUAAAAAAGGUUCGCAAAAAACUUAGACCUAAGCAAUAACAUAAAAUGAUGUAUAGAUUGGUAUAAAUCUCCAUUGCAGCAGUGUGUUAGCAAUAAAACGAGUACAACUAGGAUUUGGUUAUAUGUACAUGAAAUGUAUCUGGGUGUAUCUCAACUAUAAAUAAAAAAGCCCAAACUUAA